This is a messenger RNA of Symbiodinium natans, 1341 nucleotides long. The record is from the annotation of a GenBank genome assembly. Lineage: Eukaryota; Dinophyceae; Suessiales; Symbiodiniaceae.
AUGAAUUCCGAUGCCAUGUCGAUUGUUGUGAAGGUUGUGUUGAUGAGUGGGAGCUUUGUGGACAUCGAUGUGGCAGUUGCUUGCUCGAUAGACGAGCUGCGGGUUGAAGCGCAACGAAGACUCGGAGUCAGACGUGGGAAGCUGCUGAUGUCGGGUCGGAGGCUGGAUGGGGCGACAAUAGUUGCUGAAGCAGGGUUGAAGAGUGGGGACGUCUUGGCCUUACACAGAGAUCCACUGAGUUUGGCCUCGACAGUUUAUGCCUUCGCAGCAGUUCUCGCUGAUGGAUCAGUCGUAGCGUGGGGUGACACCGCGCACGGUGGCAACAGCGCGCCCGUGCGAGCACGCCUGAAGAACGUGCAGCAGGUUCAGGCUACUGGCUCGGCUUUUGCGGCGAUCUUGGCUGACGGAUCUGUAGUCACAUGGGGCAAUCCUGCAUGCGGUGGUGACUCAAGCGCCGUCCAGGAGCAGCUCAAGAAUGUACAGCGAAUUGAAGCUGGCUUUCAUGCCUUUGUUGCAAUAUUAAAGACUGGAUCUGUUGUGACUUGGGGUGAACCUGCUUUUGGCGGUGAUAGUACGGACGAACAGCAGAAGCUGCACAAUGUUCAGCAAGUCUCAUGCACCGGCUAUGCUUUCGCUGCCAUUCUGGAAAAUGGAUCGGUUGUGACAUGGGGUCACCCUUCCCACGGGGGCGACAGCAGUGCGGUGCAGCACCUGCUGAAGAAUGUGCAACAGAUCAAAGGUACUCUGUCAUCUUUUGCUGCCGUCCUGGCUGAUGGAUCUGUCAUCCAAUGGCCCCCUUCGGCGUGUGGGGCCACGGCCGUCCCGGCGCCAGUGACGAACGUGCAGACACUUGAGGCCGGUUUCCACAGCUUUGCUGCGAUCCUGGCUGAUGGAAAGCUGGUGACCUGGCACCAUGACCCCUGGGCUGAGCUUGGCAUCACUGUCCUCCCAUUUCAGGAUGUACGACAGGUUCAGGCUUCGGAUACUGCCUUUGCAGCUCUGUUGGCCGAUGGAACCGUCGUGUCCUGGGGAGAUGCCGAUUGCGGCGGUAACUGCGAGGCUGUCCAAGGCCACCUGAAACAUGUGCAAAGUCUCACGUCGUCUGGCGGAGCUUUCGCAGCACUCAUUGAGGAUGGAACGGUCGUAACAUGGGGCGACCCGAGUCGCGGAGGAAACUGCAGCUCUGUCCAAGAGCAGCUGAGAAACGUGCGCUGUAUCGAUGCCAACGGUUAUGCUUUUGCUGCGACCGUUCAGAACGGGCCCAUUGAAUCCGUGGUGACUUGGGGCAAUGCGUUCUAUGGUGGCGACAGCACUUGUGUCCAGGCCCAGUUGAGAUCAUGA